Messenger RNA from Neospora caninum, 3918 nucleotides. RefSeq lists its product as hypothetical. The record is from RefSeq and is a predicted model, not a curated record. The coding region runs from base 1 to 3918 and encodes 1305 amino acids. The transcript is spliced from 5 exons. NCBI's taxonomy places the organism in Eukaryota, Apicomplexa, Conoidasida, Eucoccidiorida, Sarcocystidae.
AUGGGAAACGUGGCGGACCGCUCUUCGCGGGCGACUUACACGCAGAUCGCACCUGCAGUCCCUCCGUCGCACCGCGGCCGGGGCGGUGCGGCGUCUCCUGCCGGCGAGGGCGACAAGGGCGCGCUGGGGCCUCCCUCGCCCUCGCUCUCGCCCUCCUUCAAGGCGACAGGCGCCCGUCUCGGAGACCCUGUGACGCGCGGGAGCUUGACAGGAUCGAGCAAGGCGAAGAAAAAAGGCCGGGGAGGAAACCGGCGGAAGGUCCACACCCUCAUUGAGGUUCCUCGCGGCAUCUUCUCUCUCCUCGUGAACAUCCUCAUGUACACCCUCCAGCAAUUCAUGCUCCUCUACGUCAUCAUCGCGAAAACCCGAUCUUGGCUCGGGCUUCUCUUCCUCAUAUGGGAUGUUCCCCUCCUGCUGUACAUGUGCUACUCGAUUAAAGCCGAUAGCACCGCCGACUCGUGCACGAGUUCGCGACGCUGUGCCGUCCAGUGGAUGACGUACACGAUCACACUGGCCGUCAAGAUGGCGGCGGUCGCCUUCGUUCCGAGCACGACCUCUGAGACCAGUGUCACGUUUCUAAAAUACACGAAAGGCAUGACUGCAGCGUUCGACGCGCUGAAUUUGGAGGGCCUCGCCAGCACAUUUCCCAUCGACUACUACGAUCCUCACAUGAACGUCACCACUGCAGGCCUGGCGAACUUGGCCUUCAGCAACAAUCCCCACUUCACCAGGCAACUCGUCCAAGCCGGAGAAAGCGUCGAUAACUUUCUCGUCUUUGUGGGAAUUUGCCUGCUGCCGAUCGUCUACGUGGUGUUCACCGCUCGGGCAAAAGAAGCCAUGUACCCGACAAUCAACCAGCUGGUCUCGAUCGAAGGGCUGCUGCAUGCAGACCUCGGAGUGGCCCUAACGCUGGAUAUGCUCGACAUCGUCAUAAUGUUCCGGGACGCAUUUAGCCGGUACAGCAAUUCACGCUGGUGGGACAGUGACCCGGUGAUGAAGUGGAUUUGCUUCGCGAUGGUGAUUGUUACAAUUGUCGGUGUCGUUUGUCUCGGAUUCGCGUUUCCGACGCGGUCUAUCGACAGCCCGGCGAGCGCGUCGCUGUCCCAAACGGACAUGUUUAUCUCUGCCAAGUAUGCGUUUCUCGUAGGUCUUUUUAUUGUGGAUAUACCGUUUCUCGCCCUUCGCAUUUACUGGAUCGUCGCGACAGACACGAUCUCUUUCUUUCUGUUCAAAAAUGUGUACUCGCUUCUGACGCGGCCUCUUCGUCUGAACCAGUGUCGCUUGGCGGAAAGGGAGAAGGCCAAGGGGACACAGAAAACCUUCUACGACCAAGAUGUGCUGCCAGAGUACAGGGAAGAAGACGAAAGUGAGGACGCCGAGGAGGAGGAGACCUCCGAUGAGCUGCCGGAGGAAGACAACGAGCCGAUUCCGGCUUCGCGCCUCCCUCCUGGGCUCGCGUCUCUCGCCGGGCCCAUGCCGGCCGGAGGAGGCCCGGCGGGGGUGGGGACCGGGGGCGCAAACGCGCAUGCUCAGGGCCUCUCGCAGCCUCCUUACUACGAGCACCUCUAUGGCCACCUUCCGGGCCAACCGGCAAGUGCCGGACUGCCCUUCGGGCGAAGUGGACGGGCGUCGGCUCCCUCCGGGCCUCAGGGGUUCGCGGGCAUGUCCGGUCCCCAUCCCGCGACUGCGGUCGGAGGCUUCGGUGGCGGAGGGCCCGCAGGCCCAGGCUACCUUGGAAGGUCGUACAGCUACGAAGGCCUGAGCAAGGCGCACGGGCCAGCUUCGCCCGAUCCGCCGACCUGGCCGCCGGCUGUGCCGCCGAGCGGGCCCCCUGGGGCUCCAGGCGACCUCUACGGCGACGCGGGCGGCGCGAGUCCGUACCCUCCGUUCGGGGCGCGAGGCGGGAUUGGCCCAGGCGGAGCCCAGGGCGGGGCCCUGUCGUCGAUGUAUCACCAAGCCAGCAGUGGGUCCCUCAGCCUUGGGGGCCCCGGGGCGGGGCCGGUGAAUGCAACUCCGGCCAAAGGCCCGCUGGGUUUUUGGAGGCGAUUCUCCAACUCGCGCCUCUCGCGCACCAGCACGUUCGACGUUGGAGCCCUCCAAAGCGCGACCCUGGGGUCGCAGUUGGGACAGCGAGCCCCCUCGUGGUACCAGUUGGGCGACGGCGCAGCGUUGGGGGGGCGAGGAGACGGAGACAGGGCGAGCGUACUGGCGCCGACGCCGCACCACGGCGGGCACUACCUUGCCGGCGAGCAAGGGUGGAGCUCGGGUGUCCCCUAUGGGGCACUCGCGCGCGGGGCAGGCUUUCAGGAUGGCCUGGGCUCCCACUUCUACUACGGGGGAGGCCCGGGGACUGGUCCGCCAGCCGCCUUCACGAGCACGGUCGGCUUGCCCGGCCCGAUGUCGCCGGCAAGCGUGGCGGGGGGCUAUGGGCACCCGCAGGGAGGGGGAGGAGGAAUCAAUGCGGGCGGGAUUCGGCGAAGAAUUACGAGCAGUUUGCUGCCCAAACGCCAGAGUGAACUGGUCGGGGAUGGGCCCGCAGCGCAGCAGCCCUCAGAGCCUGCCGCCUACCGUCAAGGCUCCGUUACGGAGCCGCGGUCAGGUGCAAGCCCGCGGCAGGCGAUGGGGCGUCACGCCAGUACGGCUCCAGUAGGGCCUAUCCGUCGACGUCCCAAGGGCCCGACGAGGCGCGAGAGGAGGCUGCUAAGGGAUCUGCAGUACGUGCGAGGCAUACCGGUGCCCAGCAUUGGUUUCUGGGCGUCUCUGUAUCGCUUUUUCCUCAUUCUCUUUGUCGGGGGGCGACAAGGCCUCAAAACGGUGCUCGACGACGUCUUCCAGCUGACUUGGUGUCAGCACCUCCGGAUGCUCAUUGCGCCCGUGGGCUUCCAUGCCAUGCAGGGAUGCCUGCUCGCCAUGAUCGCCCUGUCGGUCCCGGUGUCGUGGAAACAGUUGCCGGGGAUUGCAGCGUGGGCCGAUUUUUUCCCCGUCGUUUCCUGGGAGAAUCUGUCGACUGUUGACCAGACAGCCGUCGUGAUCAUCGUCGUCUCCUUCGCUCUCGAACUCGUUGCCUUCGCCUUCACUGCGCCUUCCCUUGACACCUUAUUCGUUUCCAUCGGCACAGUGUGUAGACUGCUCAGUGAUUACCUCGUCGUCCGCUCGAUUGCCAUCAGUUUCGCGCAGCAACUCCCGGCCACACCAGAAGCGGAGAACGGGAGCCGAUAUGUCGGGCUCGUGGUCUGUUCUCUAUUCAUCAUCUGCCCCGUCUACCACCUUCUCAUGCUUAUCGUCCCUGUCUUCUACGCGUUGUGCGGCAAGAGACUCAUGUCGUGUAGACGCGAAAAGAAGAAGGGUUACGAGCCGGUGGCGAGUGGUGAGGAGUGGAAGACAAGCGUCGGGCGCCGGGAAGUGUACUCCGUCUCCAGUGCGCUGAACUUCAUCGUCUGCCGCCAAUUUCUAGCCCCAAUUUCGUACAAUGCUCUUCUGGUCGGUCCCGAUGUGAUGAAGGGAAUACGUCUCCUAGACAAUAUGGUGCAUGCCCAGUUCUGCGACAUAUUGAUCACAGUCUGUGUUCAGUUCUAUGCGCUGUCAAUGCACAUGAGCUGGUACGACUUGGGGAUCUUUCUCGCGCAUGACGUCUUUCUCGCCAUAUAUGCCCUCGUAGGUCAGACAGUUCGUAUUCUCGCCCAGAGGCGUUUCGAGUUAAAGAUUCUGCUGGAGGAACUCGUCCUUCAGAGAAGUGACGUCUUCCGCCUACCUGGUGACGAAGACGAAGAGACAAGCGACGAGGGCGAUCUCAAUAGUAAAGGCCGCAAAAAAGACAAACGAAAAAUUGGCUUCGUCACCAUUGCCGAUAUCGAUGAGGAAUAUCAAACGGAAGGAUUUUUCUCCUCACCUGGAUGCAUCUUCCCGCAAAUUUUUUAG